CGAAUAAAUCAGUCGUCAAAAUGGCGUUGAUUAUGCCGUUCGUGUCUGUUGCAGUUUCAAUACUUUACACGCCGUUUUUACUUUUUAUAUUGUGUAUUAUAUUCCUGGCCUCAAUCGGAAAAUCUCUUGGUGUACGGAGAUUAUAUGUGAAUAUACUAUUGAAGCUAUUCGAAUAUGGCCGUCAACACAUUGAAGUUGCAAAGAAACUGCAAAGGAGUGACAGUUCUGAUGAGGAGGAGCCCCUCGUACCUGAUGAUAAGCCACCAUCAGCUAUUAUUAAAGAAAAUGGUGUUAAUGGUACAAAGACAACGGUUAUAGAACGACAAGAGAUACUAGGGCCGUCACCGGAGUUGAAUUAUAGGCGGGUUCAGAACGGACAUAAAGCUGAACAAGGGAAUGGAGAGACUAACUUAGAGUUCCAUUUCUACCAUUGUAUGGAUCUGGUAAAAGCUGGUAUGGAGUCAAUAAUAGAAGACCAGGUCACCUCCGUCUUUGAGGCCGAAGAGUUGAGGAGUUGGAACUUACUGACUAGAACUAAUAGGCAGUAUGAAUUUUUAACAUGGAGGUUAACAAUAAUUUGGAUGAUGGGUUUUGUUGUUCGCUAUUUCUUUUUAUUACCUUUGAGGAUAUUGAUAUUCGUUAUUGGGGUGCUGACGCUACUCUGGACAAUGCUAUUGGUGAGCACAUUACCAACGAAGCGUUUGCGUCGCUUCUUCGGCGCAAUAUCCUACAAAAUAUCGAUGAGAAUUCUGAUGAGAAGCCUUUCUUGUGUUGUAUUUUAUCAUGACGUACAACAUUUGCCGAAGGAAAAGGGCUUCUGUGUUGCCAACCAUACCAGCCCGAUAGAUGUCAUUAUAUUAAGCUACAACAGUUAUUUCUCUUUGGUAUGGUGGCUGAUCAUCAGUACAGCAUGCGUUGGUACAUUACCAGAUGGACCUUUUAAACAGCGAGUGAACCAUGCCAUGUCUAUAAUGAGCUUUAAUUUCCUAUCAAGAUGUAUAUCUAUGGUCAUAACAUACCAUGAUGGUGACAUAAAUAGACCUAAAAAUGGCAUAUGCGUAGCAAAUCAUACGAGCCCAAUAGAUGUUUUGGUGUUGAUGUGCGAUAAUUGUUAUUCAUUGAUUGGUCAAAGACACGACGGCUUUCUAGGGCUCUUGCAAAGAGCGCUAGCUAGGGCUUCGCCCCAUAUAUGGUUCGAAAGAUCUGAAGUUAAAGAUAGACAUGCAGUUGCUAGAAGGUUAAAAGAGCACAUCUCAGUGCCAGACAAUCCUCCGAUUCUUAUCUUUCCUGAAGGCACUUGUAUUAAUAAUACUUCGGUAAUGCAAUUUAAGAAAGGAAGUUUUGAAGUCGGCGGCACUAUAUACCCAGUAGCUAUCAAAUACGAUCCACGUUUUGGUGAUGCGUUCUGGAACAGUUCUCGUUACGGGAUGCUGCAUUAUCUGCUGAAUAUGAUGAGCUCGUGGGCUAUUGUUUGUGAUGUGUGGUAUUUACCACCAAUGCAUCGCUACAAUAAUGAGACGGCUGUUGACUUUGCUAAUAGAGUCAAAGCUGUUGUUGCCAGGAGAGGCGGAUUGGUGGAUUUGAUGUGGGACGGUCAACUAAAACGUAUGAAGGCUAAGAAGGAAUGGAGGGAAUUACAACAGGAGGAAUUCAGUAAAAGACUGAAGGGAGAGUAAUUGAAGACCGGAGACCAGAGCCCGGUGUAGACCGGAGACAGGAGACUAAGUGAUAUGUGUUGUGAUGUAAUGUUUUUAUAAAAGAAUCUAGUUGGAGAAAAGAAGGGAAAAGAAGAACGGUGAUACUAGAGAUAGUAAUCGUUAAUAAUAUCCAAUAAAAAGGGUUACAUCUCUUAGCUAUCUUGAGAUGUAACCUUUUUCAAUAGGUAACUUAAAUCUAUAAAAAAAUAUCUUGAGAGAUAAAGCCGUAUUUUCUUGUUGGGUUACAAGUUUUUAGGAUUAUCUUAAUAUGUAACCUUUUUCGUUGCAUUUGUAUCUUAUAUCUUGAGAUGUAACUCUUUUCGUUAUUAAAUAAAUCAUAAAUAAAAAAAAAUUAGCAUCCAUUUUUAAUGAUUUCGUGUUUAUCGAAUUUGUAUAUACGAACGUUUUUGAUAAAUUCCUUAUGUAGCUUAUUUAUGAAAUUCGUCAGUUUAUAAACUUACUAGGAAAACUGUCGGAAAAUUGCACUGAACGAGAUUGGCAAUUUGAUGUGAUAAUUAACACGUCGAAUUGUGAAUUUGUACAGUUCACAAUUUUACUGAUAUGUCUAGCUCUAGUCGGUUUGUAAUUUGUCGUAAUUCAUAAUAUUUAAUUAUUCAAACUUUCGUGAGAAAUUAUAAUAAACUUAUAUAAAAACGGCUAAAACACUCACGUAUAUUCAUCCAGUGGCUCAUUGAGCUGGUGGUCGCGUCUCCGAUAUAGACCAGUCCCACUCACCCUGAUGAAGGGUCUCCGAUGGGUUCGAAAGUCGGUGCCCCCGGACGUAUAUACGUCAGUGUUUAGAUGUUUUUAUAUAAGGGAACGUACCCAUACUACGUUACCUGUUUAGGGGGGGGGGGCGAAGUCCUUAAAAUACUACGCUCAGUCACAGGAGCGGGGGAGGGGGCCUCAGAUUUUAGUCACGUAUUCGUUAUUUGUCUUUUUUUUUCAUAAUACAUAAUUCACUAGUAAUUUAAGUAUGCAUGCAAAUCUUAUGCUAUAA
Messenger RNA from Papilio xuthus (Asian swallowtail), 2697 nucleotides. It is a transcript of the gene Gpat4, whose product is annotated as Glycerol-3-phosphate acyltransferase 4. Gene Ontology annotation, biological process: triglyceride biosynthetic process. The coding region runs from base 21 to 1676 and encodes 551 amino acids. The transcript is spliced from 11 exons. NCBI's taxonomy places the organism in Eukaryota, Metazoa, Arthropoda, Insecta, Lepidoptera, Papilionidae. The record is from RefSeq and is a predicted model, not a curated record. Gene Ontology annotation, molecular function: glycerol-3-phosphate O-acyltransferase activity. Gene Ontology annotation, cellular component: endoplasmic reticulum.